This is a messenger RNA of Auanema sp. JU1783, 258 nucleotides long. Lineage: Eukaryota; Metazoa; Nematoda; Chromadorea; Rhabditida; Rhabditidae. The record is from the annotation of a GenBank genome assembly.
AUGAAUUUCAUAAAAAACCUCUUUGAAAUAUUCUCCAGAACUCUCUUUCCAAGUACGAAACAGAAAAAGCUAAUGGAAACAUCAGAUCAGUUGACAUACUUCAUCACCUGGGUCGUUGCCAGUGGAGUCAUCAUGAUAAUAGGCGGAUUAGCCGUAUAUUUCAUAAUGAAGAUGUUCGAGAAGAGCAAAUCUGACGAGUUAGCAGAAGAUAUUUCGGAGAAACCAUCUGAAGGCGACAGUAUUUUUUCAUUGGGAUAA